Micropterus dolomieu (smallmouth bass) is the source of this 1713-nucleotide messenger RNA. It is a transcript of the gene sstr1b, whose product is annotated as somatostatin receptor 1b. The coding region runs from base 266 to 1372 and encodes 368 amino acids. The record is from RefSeq and is a predicted model, not a curated record. Lineage: Eukaryota; Metazoa; Chordata; Actinopteri; Centrarchiformes; Centrarchidae. Gene Ontology annotation, molecular function: neuropeptide binding; somatostatin receptor activity. The transcript has a single exon. Gene Ontology annotation, cellular component: neuron projection; membrane. Gene Ontology annotation, biological process: neuropeptide signaling pathway; cellular response to glucocorticoid stimulus.
GAAAUGGUGUUCCUGAAAGAUUGCUAAAACAGAAUUACUGAAUAAACACCAACAUCACAAAAAAAUGACCUUCCGUGUCUAGACAAACAUAGAGGGCAGCACAAUCUACUUUUGAUCAAGGUUAUGUUUUAGGGCUGGCGCUAGAAAGCUGUGGUAUUACAAAUGCCAAGAAGCCCAAAGUUGGUUUCACUUCAGCUCUCUAUAGCUCCGUUGGCUACCAUCAUUCAAACUGAGAGUUAGCAUCACAUACCCACCAAAAGGGAUCAUGGAUUUCAAUCGGAGCCAGAACUACGGAUCCUAUCCAACAGGGCUGCCCUAUAACACAAGCAUGGACUACGAGGACUACUACCAGGAGCCUGAAGCCAGUAAAAUCAUCAUCCCCUCUAUCUAUGCUCUUGUCUGUUGUGUAGGUCUUACUGGCAAUGCCAUGGUCAUCUACGUCAUUCUGAAAUAUGCCAAAAUGAAAACGGCCACUAACAUUUAUAUCCUCAAUUUAGCAAUUGCUGAUGAGUUGUUCAUGUUAAGUGUUCCUUUUCUGGCCACAUCAGCUGCUGUUCGUCAUUGGCCCUUCGGGUCACUCAUGUGUAGGCUGGUGCUCAGUGUAGAUGGUAUCAAUAUGUUUACAUCAAUCUUUUGCCUUACUGUGCUGAGCGUGGACCGUUAUGUAGCAGUGGUCCACCCUAUCAAGGCUGCCCGCUACCGCAGACCCACUGUCGCCAAAGUAGUCAACGUGUGUGUAUGGGGGCUGUCACUCUUAGUCAUCCUGCCCAUCAUUAUCUUUGCAGACACUGUCCCAGCACAGGACGGUGGCGUGGACUGUAACUUUUUGUGGCCUGAACCAGCGUGGUCAGAGGCGUUUGUAGUCUAUACCUUCCUGUUGGGGUUUUUGCUGCCGGUCGGAGCUAUCUGCUUAUGCUACUGUCUAAUGGUGGCCAGGAUGAGAGCAGUGGGGCUAAAAGCAGGCUGGCUUCAACGCCGGCGCUCGGAGAAGAAGAUCACCCGCAUGGUGCUGCUAGUCGUGGCAGUGUUUGUUCUUUGCUGGAUGCCCUUUUACAUCGUCCAGUUGAUCAGCGUUUUCCACAGGCCCCCAGACCCUAUGGUCACUCAGCUUUUUGUCAUCCUCAGUUAUGCAAACAGUGGCGCCAAUCCUAUCUUGUACGGCUUUGUGUCUGACAAUUUCCGGCGGUCAUUCCAGCGUAUUGUGUGUUUCCGGUGGCUGGAGUCUGGGCUGGAUGCGGAGCAGGUGGAUUACUGUGCUGUAGCUUUGAAGAGACAAGCAACAUGUAGCCCUCUGGAUUUUCCCAAGGACUGUAUGGCUUCUGAUAUGGUGUUUCGCAAUGGGACAUAUACCUCCCGUACAACCACAGUGUAACAUUCAACCAGAACAGGACAUACAAAUCAGAAGUAGCCACGACCUAAAGACAAACUUUUCAACAAGGAGAGAUAUACGUUAUAAAAACAAAGCUACAUGGGUUUUGAUUAUGUCAUCCAUUGUAUGUAAUGUCCCAUUGUGCCAUACAAAAAUGUAGUUGACAUGUCAAUUCUUCAGGGUUCAUGAUAAUUUUGGGACAUGGGCCACAAAGUUGAGAAACCCUAAAAAACAACUAAUGGAUGAGCAACAAAAAGCAGCUAGACCAGCCAGCUGACAUGUUGGGAGAAAACUGACCAUGAAAAAGAUAUAUAUAACUGUAAGGACCCCACUAAGUUUCUGUU